AUGAGCUCUCUUCUGGGCGCAGAUGAGCUGCAGGAGGGGGCGGUGGCGGACGUUGGAGCCCUGGCCGACGUGAUCAGUGCGCUACAGGCCGUGAAUGUCAGCUAUCUGCGCCCGCUGCGCCCCGCACUCCCUGGUGCCGGCGAGCCGUGCACGCAGCUGCAGAAGCAGUUGGAGCAGGCAUGCCCCGGCAUCUUUUCGGGCGCAUGCGUGCUCGCAGGGGCAGCCACCGCGCCGCCCAAGCCCCGCAAAGGGUCGGCGGCGCCGGCCACCGCGCCACCACCCGCGCAGCACCCAGCCACCACCGCAGUGCCACGCCGCGCAGCCGACAAGCCGCCGGCCGCCAAGCGUGCGCGGGUGGCUCGUGUCGCCGUGGCGGCAGACCGCGCUCAGGAGGAGAUGCCGGCCGAGGAGGCCAGCAAGGCGGCAGAGGCCUAUGCCGCCUGCAUCGCCCAGUUUGUGCGCAAGCAUGAGAAGGCAGCGGCGGCGGCGGCGGCGGCGGCGGGCGCAGACGCAGAGGAGGCCAACGGUGCCGCUGCAGCAGGGCAGGAUGAGGAGAUGGAGGAGGCGGGGGAGGAGGAGGAGGAGGAGGAAGAAGACGAGAUGCUGGCAGGCGCCGGCGGCUCUGGAGGCGCCGCGCUGCUGCGGGAUGUGCGGCGGGUGUGCGAGGACACGCUUCGCAUGUGCCAGGCAGGCCACCAGGCCGCGCUGCGAGGCGUGCCUCCCGACGCCCUGCUGGCCCUGCUGCGCGUGCUGCACGGCCUGGUCACGGCGGGCGCGGGGCGCCUACUGGAGCAGGGCGACACGGAGGGCAGCCCCCGUGGGCGGCGCAUCCUGGUGGCGCUGGAGGCCGCCGCCGCCGCGCUGCACAUCAUGACGGUGCCAAACAUGCCGCAGAGAGUGUACAACGAGGAUUUGAUGGAGGCGGUACUGGACCUGCUGCGCUUCCACCUCACCUACAACAUUUUCCCAUUCCACGACCCCCGCCUCCGCGCCGCCGCCCGCCCCCAGCUGGCCGCCGGCGACGAGGAGGCGGCGGCGGCGGCCGAGGCGGCGGCCGCGGGCGGCAGGCGCAAGCUGUCGGCCAAGAAGGCCAGGGCGGCGGCGGCGGCGGCGGUCAAGUGGGUGGCGGUCACGCUGUGCCUGCUGUGGAUCCCCCCCGCCAUGCGCCCGCUGCUGGACCGCUGCCAGUCGCUGCUGCUGCUGCUGGCCGACCUGCUGCGCCUGGUGCGCCUGCCCGCGGCGGCCCUCAUGCCGCUCCUGCGCGCCUGCAUGGUGUCGCUGGCGGUGGAGGGGCAGAAGCUGCUGCAGGAGAAGGCGGUGCGCCUGCUGGUGGCUGCCUUCCAAGCCUACCCGGCACAGGACGCCCGCACCUGCAUCCAGAUGCUGACGGCGGCGGUGCUGCAGAUGAUCCAGGGCUGCGUGGACCUGCCCCCAAUGGAUUGCGACCCCGCCAGCCUGGCAGACUGCUACCAGGGCGCCGCCACCUGCGCAGACUACUUCUGGACGCUCUGCCUCGACAGGCGCGCCUGGCGGGGGCAGCGGGGCGGCUGGCGGGCAGGACACCGCACGGCUGAGCUACGUUGCCCUGGAGCUGCAGGCCCCUUUCCACCACUCCCAGCACGCAUCCUAUGCCCCGCCCACCCCUCCCACAUGCCUCUCAAGAAGAGCGAGACCGACCUCGACUUCCGCCUCCUGCUCUCCUCCCUGCUGCGUGACCUGCUGGCGGCAGCGCACCAGCCCGCCUGGCCCGCCGCCGCCUUCCUGCUGCUGCGCCUCGCGGCGCUGCUGCAGGGCGAGCGGGGGCUGCGCGCCCCCGACCCGCACGUGCGGCAGUACUGCGUGGACCUGCUGGCCAGCCUGGCGGCGCAGCUGUACGCUGACGAGGCGGAGGUGCAGAAGGAUGGGGAGGCGCUGCGCGCGCUGGCGCAGGAGGGGGGAGGGUCUGGCGACGUGGGGGAGGAGGCGCCCCGCCUGCUGCUGCUGUACCUGGCCGACCGGCGGCGCGGCGGCCACGCCUCGUCCGCCUCCGCCCGCGCCUUCAUGCUGUGCCAGGCGUUUGCCGAGGAGGUGACCAACCUGCAGCGGCAGGGGGCGGCUGCGGAGAAGCUGGUGGAGAAGCUGGUGCAGUACCGCCAGCAGCGCGACGAGCUGGAUGGGCUGGUCGCUGACGUGGAGGUGGAUGCGGGGCAGGCGCAGCGCCUCAUGCGCUUCGUGUCCAGCCUGGGCCGCGCGCGCAGCAGCAUGGUGCAGUGGCUGCUGGAGUGCCUCAACCCGGCCACCCAGGCCCCCACGACCCGCUCCAAGGCGGUCAAGGCGCUGGGAGAGGUGGUGCAGGCGGACGCCCGCGUGCUGGACAUUGCCAGCGUGCAGGCGGCGAUGGAACGCGCGCUGCAGGACGAGGCGGUGAGCGUGCGGGAGGCGGCGGUGAGCCUGCUGGGGCGCCACGCGGCGGCCAACCAGUCGCUGGCGCUGCGCCUGUUUGGCACGCUGGCCCGCGCCGCCACCGACCCGGGCACCAGCGUGCGCAAGGCCGCCAUCAAGAUACUGUGGGACAGCUGCAUACGCGCCCCCGGCUUCCCGCGCGCCACCGACGCGUGCAAGCAUGUGCUGAUGCGCAGCGGGGACCCGGAGGAGAGCAUCCAGGACAUGGUGGCCAAGGUGUUCCACAGCCUGUGGUUCACCCCUCGGCUGGAGGCGGGGGAGGAGGGGGGCCGCGCCGUGGAGCGCAGCGCGGCGCAGCGUGCGCAGCAGCUCGCUGACGUGGCGCUGGCCGUCUACGAGGCCGGCGGCCGCGCCAUCCACCUGCCCCUGGACCAGUCACACCCGCUGGUGGCGGUGCUGCGGGCGGCGCUCGGGGUGGGCGCGCGUGGCGACCUCAGGAAGGAGUGGUCUGCCGGGCGCGGUGUGGCGGAGGCGCUGCUGGACCUCUUCCUCACCGCACAGGAGACCUCGCAGUCGGAAGAGCAGGCCGGGUUUGGCCACCUGCUGUCGCUGCACGCGUUUGUGGUGACGGAUGUGGAGCUGUGCAUGCCGCCCAAGGACCGCGCCAAGUUUGUGCGCUCGCUGGCGCCCUACCUCAAGGUCUCGCCGGACGCCGGCGACGGCGAGGCGGGGCGGCGUCGUGGCGCCGAGUCGCUGCUGUGCGUGCUGAGCAUCCUGGACGGCGUGCUGAGCCAGGUGGCGCGCUGCGAGGGCGCCACCCUGGCGGAGCUGCUCCCCGACCUGCACCAGCUCAUCAACAGGCACCCCUUUGUGCAAGUGCUGGCCGCCGCCUGCUCCUGCCUGACCACGCUGGCGACCAAGGAGGGCGCGGCGGCGCGCCAGCUGGCCGCCGCCGCCGCCGUCUACGCCUGCUGGCUGCGCGAGCCGCCGCCGCCGCCGAUGGGCGACCCUCAGGCGGCGGCGCAGCAGGCCGCGCUGCGCUGCCGCUUCCUGUUCAUCCUGGGCCAGCUGUGCCGGCGGGGGGCGCACGUGCUGGAGGCGACGGCGCCAGAGGCGGGAGGGCCGCCGCUGGCCAUGGCCGAGUGCCAGCGCAUCUUUGUGCAGCACUGCGGCGCGGCGCAGGCCAACCUCAAGGUGGCGGAGGCGGCGCUGGGCGCGCUGGGCGCGCUCACCAUCGCCCGCCCCUCCUUCAUGGUCGACAAGCGCUCUCCAGCCAACCGCCUGCUCAAGCUCAAGGCCCUGUCAAAUCUCAUAGAGCUGCUGAGGGCAGACGAGGCAGACAUGACGGCGGCGCAGGCAGACGGCGGCGGCGCUGGGCCCGGCGGCGGCGCUGCCCUCCCCGCCGUGGCCGGCGGCGCCGCCAAGCGGCGCGGCCGCGAGGCGGCGGCGGCGGCGGCCGAGGAGGCCGCGCAGGCGGCGGAGCACGCGGCCCUGGCCACUCAGAACGGGGAGGGCGACACGCUGAGCCAGAGCAGCAGCAUACUGCAGGACAACUGGGACGCGGUGCUGGUACUGGCCACAGACACGGCGGCGGGGGCCCCCGCCUCCUCCCUCAGCCCGCCCGGCUCCGCAGGCGGCGCUGAGCUGGCGCCAGGCACCCACGUGCGGCGACGGGUGGUGGAGCUCAUGGAGAUAGUGCUGCGCGGCGGCCUGGUGGGCCCUUGGACGGCGGUGGCGCCGCUCAUGGCUCUGGCCACAGACCCUCUGGAGGAUGUGCGGGGCCGCGCGCUGCGCCUGCUGCGCCAGCUGUGCGACAAGCACCCACGCUACCUCGACGCAGACCGGCUGUGCGGCGGGGUGGUGAGGGCGUACCAGUUCAGGGCAGCGCUGGCGCAGGCCAGCGGCGAGGGGCCGCGCGGCUGGGCGGGGGGCGCCCCUGCUCAGGCGGUGGCCGGUCUGGCCGCCGUCUACACGCACCUCAUCCAACCCAAGUUCCAGCUGAAGGUCGACUUCCUGCGCGGCCUGCUCAAGCGCCUGCGCGCCGCCUCGUGCCUGGUGUCUGCCGGCGCGGCAGAGGCCGACCUGAGCCUGCUCGCCUUCUGCGCCGACUGCGUGGCGGGGCUGCCCUACCGGCGCGGCGACGAGCCGUGCAUGGUGGUGCAGGAGAUCAACAGCAUCGUGUGCCGCAGCGGGGAAGCGGUCAAGGAGGAGCUCAAGCGCUCGCUGUACGGCAGCGCGGCUCCCGUGGCCCCGGCGGCUAGCGCGGGCGCCGGCGCUGCCGCGGACGCGCCGCCGCCGCCAAGCGCUGCCCCAUCCAGCGCUGUCGUCAUGGCGCAGUGCAAGGCCAGCCUGGCGCUCUCCAUGCUGCUGCUGCUCAAGGAGUUCCUGAAGACGGCCUACAGCGUGAACAGCGAGCGCAUCGUGGCCUUCGCCACAGCGGGGGAGAAGCGCAAGGCCGAGGAGAAGGUGGCUGUGUCUGCGCUGGCGGGGGUGCCCACCUACCUGGACAAGCUGGACCUUGCGGCGCACAAGGACCCCGAGGCGAUGAGGGCGCAGUACAAGCUCUUCAAGCAGCUGAUGAAGCGCGAUGCAGCCGACUAUGGCCACCUGGUGGCUGGCGGCGGGCGCAAGGCGGGCCAGCGGGGCGGCUCGGAGGAGCCCGAGGCGCCAGGCAGCAGCGAGGGCGGCGGCGGCGACGGCGUGGCGUCUCCCGGCGACGAGCCCGGCGACGACCUAACCCCCGGCUGGAUGGAGGGGCUGGGGCAGGCGCCCGCGGGCACGGGGCGCGGCGGGCGCGGGCGCGGGCGGGGAGGGCGCGGCGGGCGGGGAGGACGGUCCACCGGCCGCGGCGGGCGCGGCGGGCGCACCACCGGGGGCGGCCGGGGUAGAAAGAAGCGCAGGGUGGUGGGCAGUGAUGGGGAGGAGGAGGAUUCUGGGGACUCGGGCGAGGAGUACGACCCCCGCGCCACCAGCACCAAGAAGGUCAGCAAGCGGCUGCCCAUGACGCGCUGA
Messenger RNA from Chlorella variabilis, 5394 nucleotides. RefSeq lists its product as hypothetical. Gene Ontology annotation, molecular function: chromatin binding. Gene Ontology annotation, biological process: establishment of mitotic sister chromatid cohesion; establishment of protein localization to chromatin; replication-born double-strand break repair via sister chromatid exchange. Bases 1 to 5394 code for a protein of 1797 amino acids. NCBI's taxonomy places the organism in Eukaryota, Viridiplantae, Chlorophyta, Trebouxiophyceae, Chlorellales, Chlorellaceae. The record is from RefSeq and is a predicted model, not a curated record. Gene Ontology annotation, cellular component: Scc2-Scc4 cohesin loading complex. The transcript is spliced from 28 exons.